Sapajus apella (tufted capuchin) is the source of this 3773-nucleotide messenger RNA. It is a transcript of the gene TMTC4, whose product is annotated as transmembrane O-mannosyltransferase targeting cadherins 4. The transcript has 19 exons. NCBI's taxonomy places the organism in Eukaryota, Metazoa, Chordata, Mammalia, Primates, Cebidae. The coding region runs from base 251 to 2599 and encodes 782 amino acids. Gene Ontology annotation, molecular function: protein binding; mannosyltransferase activity. The record is from RefSeq and is a predicted model, not a curated record. Gene Ontology annotation, biological process: endoplasmic reticulum unfolded protein response; protein O-linked glycosylation via mannose. Gene Ontology annotation, cellular component: endoplasmic reticulum.
CGGGCGCCUGGGGCCACCGAGCCGCCGCUUCCCGGCGUGGGCUCGGAGUUUGGGGAAGCCGAGCAGGUGGCGCAGCCACUGCCCACCUCCUGCGAACUCUGCGGGGUUCUGGUCUUGUUGAUGUUGUGGCUGUGGGCUGCGUGUGUGUUUUUCUUUUUUUUUUAACCACACACAAAAGAAGGGAGGAGUUAGAGGAACGAUCUAGCCACUAUGAGUCAUCCCACACUUCGCUCUUUCCCCGGGAGAGCAAAUGCAUGAGGAGAAUGUCUUGAGAAACAGAAUUCCUAACCAGCAUAAUGCUGGAGCCGGGGGCCACCAGCCUGCAGUUUUCAGAAUGGCCGAGUUGGACGCUGAUUUGGAUCGCAUCCUUCCCUCUCCUGUUCUUCCUCCUUUCUGGGCUAAGUUAGUAGUGGGAUUGGUGGCCAUUGUGUGUUUUGCACGGAGCUAUGAUGGAGACUUUGUCUUUGAUGAUUCAGAAGCUAUUGUUAACAAUAAGGACCUCCAAGCAGAAACACCCCUCGGUGACCUGUGGCACCAUGACUUCUGGGGCAGUCGACUGAGCAGCAACACCAGCCACAAGUCCUACCGACCUCUCACCGUCCUGACUUUCAGGAUUAACUACUACCUGUCAGGAGGCUUCUACCCCAUGGGCUUUCACAUGGUCAACAUCCUUCUUCAUGGUGGCAUCUCUGUCCUCAUGGUGGACGUCUUCUCGGUUCUGUUUGGUGGCCUACAGUACACCAGUAAAGGCCGGAGGCUACACCUCGCCCCGAGGGCGUCCCUGCUGGCUGCACUGCUGUUUGCUGUCCAUCCUGUGCACACCGAAUGUGUUGCUGGUGUUGUCGGCCGUGCAGACCUCCUGUGUGCCCUGUUCUUCUUGUUAUCUUUCCUUGGCUACUGUAAAGCAUUUAGAGAAAGUACCAAGGAGGGAACGCAUUCUUCCACCUUCUGGGUGCUGCUGAGUAUCUUUCUGGGAGCAGUGGCCAUGCUGUGCAAAGAGCAAGGGAUCACCGUGCUGGGUUUGAAUGCGGUAUUUGACAUCUUGGUGAUAGGCAAAUUCAAUGUUCUGGAAAUUGUCCAGAAGGUACUACAUAAGGACAAGUCAUUAGAGAAUCUCGGCAUGCUCAGGAAUGGGGGCCUCCUCUUCAGAAUGACCCUGCUCACCUCCAGCGGGGCCGGGAUGCUCUAUGUGCGCUGGAGGAUCAUGGGCACUGGCCCGCCCGCCUUCACCGAGGUGGACAACCCGGCCUCCUUUGCUGACAGCGUGCUGGUGAGGGCCAUAAACUAUAAUUACUACUAUUCAUUGAAUGCCUGGCUGCUGCUGUGUCCCUGGUGGCUGUGUUUUGAUUGGUCAAUGGGCUGCAUCCCCCUCAUUAAGUCGGUCAGCGACUGGAGGGUAAUUGCACUUGCAGCGCUCUGGUUCUGCCUAAUUGGCCUAAUAUGCCAAGCCCUGUGCUCUGAAGAUGGCCACAAGAGAAGGAUCCUUACUCUGGGCCUGGGAUUUCUCGUUAUCCCAUUUCUCCCCGCGAGUAACCUGUUCUUCCGAGUGGGCUUCGUGGUCGCGGAGCGAGUCCUCUACCUCCCCAGCGUCGGGUACUGUGUGCUGCUGACUUUUGGAUUUGCAGCCCUGAGCAAACACACCAAGAAAAAGAAACUCAUCGCAGCUGUCGUGCUGGGGAUCGUACUCAUCAACAUGCUGAGAUGCGUGGUGCGCAGCGGCCAGUGGCGGAGUGAGGAACAGCUUUUCAGAAGCGCCCUGUCCGUGUGUCCCCUCAACGCUAAGGUUCACUACAACAUUGGCAAAAACCUGGCUGAUAAAGGCAACCAGACAGCCGCCAUCAGAUAUUACCGGGAAGCUGUAAGAUUAAAUCCCAAGUAUGUUCAUGCCAUGAAUAAUCUUGGAAAUAUCUUAAAAGAAAGGAAUGAACUACAGGAAGCUGAGGAGCUGCUGUCUUUGGCUGUUCAAAUACAGCCAGACUUUGCUGCUGCGUGGAUGAAUCUAGGCAUAGUGCAGAACAGCCUGAAACGGUUUGAAGCAGCUGAGCAAAGUUACCGGACGGCGAUUAAACACAGAAGGAAAUACCCAGAUUGUUACUACAACCUCGGGCGUCUGACACAGGCAGGAAGAGACCCCGAGACCACCCUUCACAAGUAUGCAGAUCUCAAUCGCCAUGUUGAUGCCUUGAAUGCGUGGAGAAAUGCCACCGUGCUGAAACCAGAGCACAGCCUGGCCUGGAACAACAUGAUAAUACUCCUCGACAAUACAGGUAAUUUAGCCCAAGCUGAAGCAGUUGGAAGAGAGGCACUGGGAUUAAUACCUAAUGAUCACUCUCUCAUGUUCUCAUUGGCAAACGUGCUGGGGAAAUCCCAGAAAUACAAGGAAUCUGAAGCUUUAUUCCUUAAGGCAAUUAAAGCAAAUCCAAAUGCUGCAAGUUACCAUGGUAAUUUGGCUGUGCUUUAUCAUCGCUGGGGACAUCUAGACUUGGCCAAGAAACACUAUGAAAUCUCCUUGCAGCUUGACCCCACGGCAUCAGGAACCAAGGAGAAUUAUGGUCUGCUAAGAAGAAAGCUAGAACAAAUGCAAAAGAAAGAUGUCUGAUCCUUUUUCCUUCAUGUUUUGAGUUUGAGUGUGUGUGUGCAUGAGGCAUAUCAUUAAUAGUAUGUGGUUACAUUUAACCAUUUAAAAGUCUUAGACAUGUUAUUUAUUUUAUUGAUUUUUCUAUGAAAACAAAGACAUGCAAAAAGAUUACAGCACCAGCAAUAUACUCUUGAAUGCUUGAUGUGACUUUUGCAUUGAAAUUGUAUUUUUUCAGACAACUCAAAUGUAAUUCUAAAAUUCCAAAAAGUCGUCUUUUUUUUAAUUAAACAGAAAAAGAGAAAAAACUAUCUUGAGCAACUUUGAGUAGAAUUGAACAUACAUUUAGGAUCUGAGCCUUGUCAUGUAUGGACCAGCAAGCACUACUAAACUUCAGUGAUGGCCGAGAAAGGACAGGCUGACUCCUGCAAUUUGUAUAAAUAAUGAACUUGUCUGUAUAUUAGCAUUUUUAUUUAAUGACAAAACAAAUUAAGAUUCUUGUUUUUUAUCUCUUUUUUUAAACAAUAUACUGUGAACCUCGUUUGUAAGGAAAUAUUUAUUUGUAUUUUUAUGUUUUGAAUAGGGCAAAUAAUUGAAUGAGGAAUGGAAAUUUUAACGUUAGUGUAUCUAUUUGCUUAUCCCCAUAGGAAGAAAUUGACUCUUGCAGUAGUUUUUGAAUGCUCUGACUUGUGCAGUUUCAAUAUAUAGGAGGUUAUAUAUAAUAUUUUACAUAGACAGUUACUAUCAAUAGAAAGUUGAAGCCACACUUUAGGCAAGAGCAGGCAGCCUCACAUCUUUAUUUUUGUUACAUCCAGGGUUAAGAGGGCAACACAUCUAUGUAAGCUGCUUUUUAGUGUUUUUAACUGUAAAGCCAUUUUCCAUUCCGCUUAAUGAAACUACAGACAUUACUCUAUCCGGAAAAUGCAAAAUUUUCUCUCAAAUGGAGCCACAUUCGGGGAAUUUGUGGUAUUUUUAGGAAUUGAGUUGUUCCUGCUGUUUUAUUUCAUCCAAACAAUGUUUUGUUCUUCUCUGUAUGCUGUUGACCGAAUGAUUUCUGCAAUCUCUAUAAUUUCUUACACAGUAAAAUUAUUACACUAACUAGCAUGAAAAUGCCAUAUUGCCUUCUUAAUCAAUGAUUUUUAAGUAGUGAACUUUGUAUCCUCCUUUACCUUAAAAUGAAAUCAAAGUGACCAGAUCA